This is a messenger RNA of Schistocerca gregaria, 2020 nucleotides long. Its product is annotated as synaptic vesicle membrane protein VAT-1 homolog. Lineage: Eukaryota; Metazoa; Arthropoda; Insecta; Orthoptera; Acrididae. Bases 515 to 1756 code for a protein of 413 amino acids. The record is from RefSeq and is a predicted model, not a curated record. Gene Ontology annotation, molecular function: oxidoreductase activity. The transcript is spliced from 8 exons.
GAAAGUUUGUCGGUCGGUCAGUCAAAACCCUUACUGCAGUACAACUUGUUGGUCGGUCGGUUGGUUGGUGCGUCUGUAGGGUCUUGUAACUGCAAGCGUUUUCUUUCGGUAAUGCUAGGAGUAUUUUUUCUGGCCGGAUGUGCUGCAGUACGAGGAGAAGCUCAAAGUAAACCGUGCGAAAUUAAGUGAGUGCGAAAUAAAUCCAAGACAGGACCACGUUCUUUUUGUUAGUAGUUUGAAUAAAUUCAGCUCUCUGUGUGGAGAGCUCGUCAGUCUCUGAAAUAACGUAAACAUAUUGCCCCCUUGACUCGGUCAGUCGUAGCAACUCAGCUCCAUUCCCGAUGACACACGCUUUGUUUUGACAGAAGUUUACGCACCACCAUAUGACAGGCGGACGACCAAUCUACUGUGGAAGACAGCCACGCCCAUGUAUCGCGUCUUAUAAGGAACUGAUGACAACUUAAUCUUCACAGUUGCGUCUGAUUUCUCCGUCAGGUGUCAGUACCUUGCAGCCAUGGAUUCGUUCCCUCUUCAAUACACAGCACCCACAGUGAUUCCAGCCACAGAUACUACCCGUAUGGUGAAAUCCAUUACGUUGCAUGGACACGGUCAGUUUAGGAGAAUCAAGGUCGAAGAGACGCCGCUCGGGGAAAAUCUCGCAAGCAACCACGUUGAAAUAGAGGUUCGUUACUGCGGCUUGAACUUCACCGACAAUUACUUACGCUUGGGUAUCAUAAGAAAUAGUAACUUCCCAGUAAUCAUGGGUAGUGAAUGUUCCGGAGUCAUCACGCGCUUGGGAGAAGACAUAAUAGAUCUUGAGGUAGGACAGAAAGUGCUUUGUUUGAAAAUGCAGGGCGGCCUGUUUCGUCAUGUUGUUCAGGUGCCACGGAAGCACUGUUUCGAGGUGCCCAGAGACACAGAUCUCAAAGAUGCCGUCGCCAUUGGUCUAAACUUCUUAGUGGCGCACGUCUGCUUGUUCGAAUUCGGCGAUUUAAAACCAAGAAAUAAAAUUUUUAUGCAGUCGAUUGCAGGUGGCGUUGGUACGGCCGUUAUCGAACUCGCGAAAACAAUACCUCUCGUCAAAAUUUACGGAAGUGCCUCUGAGUCAAAGCAUAGGAAACUCAAUGCUCUUCGAAUAGAUAGCGCAUUCGAGCAUGAAGAAGAUUACGUUGAAGAAAUUCUGGACGUCCACCCUGAAGGCUUGGAUGUGGUCAUAAACAGCAAUGGUGGAAGUGAUGUUGAAAAGUGCUUAAGGCUGUUGAACCAGCGUGGAAUGCUGAUCAACAUUGGUUCCAACAGCACAGCUAUAUAUCCUAAAACCACCAUUUGGGGAAUGAGACCAACGUGGGAUACCAAGUACAUAUCUUCGGCGGAGUUGGUCAGCAAGAACUUAAGUGUAGCUGGCCUCAACAUCGGCCUCUUCAUGGAAAAUUAUCCCAGACUGACGCAAGACAUACUGAAUGAACUGUUCGAUCUACACUCGAUUGGAGAAAUAGAGCCACACGUUCAUUCAGUAUUGCCUUUCGAAAAGGUGGCAGUCGGCUUAACACAACUCUGUAAGAGAGAGAACUACGGGAAAGUCAUCCUAGACCUCAAAAAGAGGGACGAAGAUUCAGACGAACCACUGCAGCAGGUUCCAGAACCUGAAGAAGCCCAACCGGCAAACUCCUGCCAUGAACAACCCAGACGGUUGAGCGUCGACCUAGAAGAAAUGACUACGGUUGCAAGUGUACCUGAAAAGAACGAAGCGAAAUAGCCGGUCGCAGUGGCGACGCUGGAACAACUGGUGCACGUGAAUGGAAUCGGACGUAACUGUCUAUGGGACGGAUAUGCAGCAGUUAUGGUGCUACUUGAAUUUUAAUACUGUCCUAAAUAUUUGCAAGUUUUUACUGUUGUAGUAUCAGCAUGCUAUUCAUAUACAUUUAAGAACCAAUUUUAUAAGAUGUUGUUCCAGUUGUAAAUUUUAUGGAAGUUGCCAAUUUUAUGCAGUAUUCGUGAAUAAAGCAGUGCUGUAUCAGUA